Molecule: messenger RNA, 1851 nt
Organism: Phoenix dactylifera (date palm)
Lineage: Eukaryota; Viridiplantae; Streptophyta; Magnoliopsida; Arecales; Arecaceae
Product: pectinesterase-like
Biological process (GO): cell wall modification
Molecular function (GO): pectinesterase activity; enzyme inhibitor activity
Source: RefSeq, a predicted model, not a curated record
AUAAACCUCUCCAUGGUAGUACAACCAUGGAACAAAGCCAUGAACCCCUCCUUUCUUCUCCUGCCACCUGCAGGAAGAGCACCCAUCGUUGCAACGCCCUAUUAUUCACGCUCUCCUUAGCUUCCCUCAUUUGCACCGCCACCCUCAUCACCGUCCAACUCAACACCAACACCACCACCCCCAACCCCUCCCAUCUCUGCGCCAACUCCCCGAGCCCGGCCCCAUGCAACGCCGUUAUCUCCACGGCCCUCUCCGCCCUCGGCCGCCGGUCCAAACCGGACCCGGUCCAAGUCCUCCAAACCAUCCUCCACCAAUCUCUCCUCCAAAUCGACUCCUUCCUCACCGUCGCCGACAAUUUCCACCGUCCGAUCGAUGGAACCGGCUCCAUCCAACGGUCUGCCCUCGCUGACUGCAUCCAUCUGAUGGAUCUCUCACGUGACCUCCUCCGCGACUCGGCCUCCGCCAUCUCCGCCGAGGCCUACACCGAAGCUCGCACGUGGCUAAGCGCCGCGCUGACCAACCACGUCACGUGCUCAGACGGGCUUACUAGGCCUAUCGGCCCACUAAUGGAGGCCCAUUUAGAAUCCCUAACGGCGUUGGCUAGCGCCUCCCUCGCCGUUCUAAGCGCCGUUUCCCCGUCUGACGGUGAUGCAAUCGAACGUGUUAGAAGGUUUCCGUCAUGGCUGACGGUCAAGGAUCGGAAGCUUCUAGAAUCUUCUUCGUCGGACGGGAUUGCGGCGAACGUGACGGUGGCGGCGGAGGGGAGUGGGGACUAUAAGACGGUGCAGGAGGCGGUGGAUUCUGCCCCCGACAAGGGGAAGGUGCGGUAUGUGAUUUAUGUGAAGGAGGGAACGUAUAAAGAGAAUGUGGUCGUCGGAAAGAAGAAGACUAAUGUUAUGAUCGUUGGCGACGGUAUGAAUUCGACCGUUAUAACUGGCAGUCUCAAUGUUGUGGAUGGGUCGACGACUUUCAACUCAGCAACAUUUGCUGCCGUGGGGGAAGGAUUCAUACUACAAGACAUCUGCAUUGAGAACACGGCAGGACCCGAGAAGCACCAGGCAGUGGCACUGCGAGUCGGUGCUGAUCGAUCGGCCAUAAAUCGUUGCCGUCUCGAUGGCUACCAAGAUACACUCUAUGCCCACUCCCUCCGUCAAUUCUAUCGAGACUCUGUAAUUUCAGGCACCGUCGACUUCAUCUUCGGCAAUGCAGCAGUGGUCUUCCAAAAUUGCAACCUUAUUGCCCGCAAGCCGAUGAGCCACCAACAGAACCUUGUGACGGCUCAAGGCCGGGUCGACCCGAACCAAAACACAGGGACUUCAAUCCAAAGCUGCAAGGUGGUGCCAAGCGAUGACCUCAAGCCGGUCAAGGGGUCGAUACCGACGUACCUCGGCCGGCCAUGGAAGGAGUACUCGAGGACAGUGUUCAUGCAAUCCUACAUUGAUGAUCAUGUGGAUCCCAAGGGAUGGAUGGAAUGGAGUGGGGACUUUGCACUGGACACCUUGUACUAUGGAGAGUAUGCCAAUAUUGGCCCAGGCGCUGGGACUAGUGGGCGUGUGAACUGGACUGGCUACCAUGUGAUAACCGACCCUAAUGUCGCUAAGGAUUUUACUGUGGCAGGGUUGAUUCAGGGAGGGACUUGGCUGCAGCCCACUGGAGUGGCCUUCACAGAAGGAUUGUGAAUCAGGUUUAGAUAAAGAGGUGGUGCUGCCUAUGGUUUGAGCGUUUGUAUGCGGGCUUCCUUUGAAAUGAGAGGCAUGUGGGAUAUUAAAAAUGUGAUUUUCUCGUGGUUUAUCUUAUAAGAAGCUUUGAAAAAUAUAAUGAGAAAGCACUCUUGGGGCUUGGCAACUUCAA